ACGUCGUCGAAAACGCAAAGUCCCCUUCAAAAAAAAAAUCCCCAAAUCCGCCAUGGGCGAGACCGAGCAAUCGCAGAUCUCCGACGUGACAAUCGAGCAAUCGCAGAUCUCCGACGGCACCGGCGCGGCGGAGCGGCAACCGAACAUUACCUUCAGCAUAUGGCCGCCGACUGAGCGCACGCGCGAUGCGGUCAGGAACCGCCUAAUUGAGACGCUUUCGUCGCCUUCCAUUCUUUCGAAGCGAUACGGAACUCUCUCACGCGAGGAUGCUGUCGACGCUGCCCAGUCCAUCGAGAACGAGGCGUUCGAAGUGGCGGGGAAGGCAGCGACUGCCGACGACGAUGGGAUCGAGAUUUUGCAGGUUUAUUCCAAGGAAAUUAGUAAGAGGAUGCUGGAGAAAGUGAAGGCUAGAUCUGGUGAGUCUACGUCUGCUCCUGAGACGACAGCGGCAACGGACGCGCCGAAUAAGGCGGAGGAGGAAGAUAACGGUUCGACGGCGCCGCCGCAGAGUGAGAAAACCGAGUCCGUUGCCGGCGACGAAUGAGUAAUUGAACGGUUGCGACCUUUCGUUUCCCCUUCUUUACGCCUUUAUUUUAUAAGCAUGUCUGUGGAAUCUCUAUCGGAUGCUCUUUUUUUUAUUAUUAUUAUUGUGCUGAGAUCUGUUGAACUAGAGUACUGUUGUUGUGUGGAUUCAUGGUGCUAAUAUUAUUUUAAUUAAAUAUUAUCACAUUAUCCUCCA
Andrographis paniculata is the source of this 739-nucleotide messenger RNA. Its product is annotated as MFP1 attachment factor 1-like. NCBI's taxonomy places the organism in Eukaryota, Viridiplantae, Streptophyta, Magnoliopsida, Lamiales, Acanthaceae. The record is from RefSeq and is a predicted model, not a curated record. Bases 53 to 544 code for a protein of 163 amino acids. Gene Ontology annotation, biological process: mitotic cell cycle; lateral root development. The transcript has a single exon.